This is a messenger RNA of Closterium sp. Naga37s-1, 3963 nucleotides long. The record is from the annotation of a GenBank genome assembly. Lineage: Eukaryota; Viridiplantae; Streptophyta; Zygnematophyceae; Desmidiales; Closteriaceae.
CCGCGAGCUAUCGGUGCGGCGCAAAUCCCGCGGUGGCGUCGGUGGCUCCCAAGUACGCGAACCGGUUCUUCCGGUUUAUCAGCACCCUUUAUAGCGCGGCGACGAGGGACGUCGCAACCGACCUUUUCACGAAAGGUCGCAACUGGGUCGAGGACCCGCGCCUUGACCCCGUUCUCGCGCUGCGCUCCCAAGGCAACUGCAGUACUUGACUGCAGCAGGAGAGGCACCAGCAGCAGCUGUGCUGCGGGCGGGUGGCCGACGACAGCGCUGGACUACAUGGUGGACGCCACGAUGCGGUCUGGGGGCAUCACCACUGAGGCUGGAUAUGCGUACACGCAGAAGGACGGCAAAUGCAAGCGCGCCAAGGCGAAGCGGAAGGCGACGGCCAUGGGCAUCACGGGGUACGACCAGGUGGACUUCUACGGCUGGCUGGGUCUGCUGCUCGCUGUCAACGCUCAACCCACCAUUGCAUUCGUGCGAGGCUCCUACCCCUCCUUCCAAACCUACACAGAUGGCAUAUACAGCGACCCAGGGUGUGCAGCAGCGGGAGUGGUGGAUCACAGCGUGGUGGUGAUGGGCUACAGCAUCUCCUCGCAGGGUGCCUACUGGAUCAUCCGCAACUCCUGGGGUGCCAACUGGGGCAUGCAGGGCUUCAUGCAAAUGGCCUUUGGCGGAGGCAUUGGCAUCUGUGGCAUUCACUCCGUGCCGGCCAUCUACCCCGUUAUUAAGAAACCCUCGCCGUGCCUGUCGCAGUUGAGUCCAUGUGGGGGGGCUGCAUGCAAGGUCGGAGGAUGGUGGUCCGGCUACACAUGCGCGUGUCUGUAUCCUUUAAUUUCCGCUUUUGACAAAGGCAACGUUGAGACGUGUGUGUUUGAGGACGCAUGCAGCCAGCAGGACAGCAAUCCGUGUGCGGUCGGCACGUGCAUUAACAACUUUGAGGGCGGUUACUUUUGUGUCUGUCCGUGGGGAUUCAAGCAAGGGCUUCGUCCCACCGGUGCUGCCACAUGCGUCCCGACCACCACCCGCACCUACAAGCUCUCCUUCCCGAUUGUCGUCUACUGCUCGCCCGUCUACCAGCUCUACGGCCUCACAGAGAAAGAAUUUCUUGCCCAGAACCUGCAACUGGGCACGGGGGAGUGUAUUUUAAUCAGGUACGACACACCAGUGAGCGUGGCGCCACCCCUGACGGGGGCGGUGCACUGCGUGCUCUUCUACCCGUGGACGAUACAGGACACGUGUGACAGCCUGGCAAGCACGCUCUCGCUCACAGUGGCCGAUUUGCUGGCUCUCAACCCCGGGAUCAGCUGCGAUAGAUACUCCUGGAAAUCUCCGCGCGUGAACCAGCAGCUGUGUGUGGUGAAGGGCAGCGGAGAGAAGGACGUACCAAAGCUGCCCAUGUGCACUAGAUGGUACACCGUGCGCGCAGGGGACACGUGUGGGAGCAUCAUGAGGGAUCACUCGCUCAACCAAACCGCCUUCUUCUCGUUCAACCCGGGGGUGGUCUGCAGCCGCCUCUUCCCGUCGUUUGAAGGCUCUCGCGUCGGGUGGAAUGGGGAAGGCGUGCAGCUCCUUGCUCAACCCGGGGGUGGUCUGCAGCCGCCUCUUCCCGUCCUUCGAAGGCUCUGGCGUCGGGUGGAAUGGGGAAGGCGUGCAGCUUCUCGUUCAACCCAGGGGUUGGGCUGCGACCGCCUCUUCCCGUCGUUCGGAGGCUCUGGCCUCGGCUGGCAUGGGGAAGGUGUGCAGGUGAGCGGUGGCGAAGAGGGUUCCUCUAGUGCAGUCGAACCUCGCUCAGUCCGCGAGCUUCCUUCCACGCUCUUCCCCUCCACCCUCUCCUCUCCCUCCUCCUCCUCCUCCUCCUCCUCCUCCUCCUCCUCCUCCUCCUCCUCCUCCUCCUCCUCCUCCUCCUCCUCCCCCCCAUCCUCCUCCUCUAAUUCGUCCCUCUCAACACGGGGAACAUUGCACGGCCUCCACCAAUCAUCAGUCUCCCUGCCUCGCCUCCCCACCCUCGUUCCUUCUCACUCUGCACGCUCAUCGAUGGGCCGCCUGCUGGCGGUGUCUGAGAAACAGUGCAUGAAGUCUUACUCGGUGAAGAGGGGGGACUUCUGUGCGCGCAUCAUAGCGCUCAAGUUCCAGAACAUCCCGAUCCUCUUCCCGCCUCCCGUUCUCCCAUUCCCGCCAUGCGACGUACUCUCCCCGCCUCCCGAUCUCCUCUCCCCGCCUCCCGAUCUCCUCUCCCCGCCUCCCGAUCUCCUCUCCCCGCCUCCCGAUCUCCUCUCCCCGCCUCCCGUUCUCCUCUCCCCGCCAUCCGUUCUCCUUUCCCCGCCUCCUGAUCUCCUCUCCCCGCCUCGUUCUCCUUUCCCCGCCUCCCGAUCUCCUCUCCCCGCCUCCCGAUCUCCUCUCCCCGCCUCCCGUUCUCCUCUCCCCGCCUCCCGUUCUCCUCUCCCCGCCUCCCGUUCUCCUCCCCCCGCCUCCUGUUCUCACCACCCUCCCUUCCCUCUCCCUUCUCACCCUUCCCGCCCUUCUCUCCCUGCCCUCCCUGCCCUCCCUUCCAUACCUUCUCUCCCUUCCCGCCCUUCUCUCCCUUCCCUACCGUCUCUCCCUUCCCUCCCUUCUCUCACCACCAACCCAUCCCUCGCCCUUCUCUCCCUUCCCGCCCUUCUCUCCCUUCCCGCCCUUCUCUCCCUUCCAUCCCUUCUCUCCCUUUCCGCCCUUCUCUCCCUAACCUCCCUUCUCUUCAUUCCCCCCCUACUCUCCCUGAGUCCCCUUUUCGAACCUUCCCUCCCUUCCCUCCCUUCUCUCUUUUCUCCCUUCCCGCUCUUCUCUCCCUUCCCCCCCUUCUCUCCCGUCUCUCCUUUCACUCCCUUUCAUCCCUUGCCUCCCUUGACUACCUUCCCUCCCUUCUCUACCUUCCCUCCCUUCUCUCCCUUAGAUAGAAGUCGCUCCGUUCCCUCCCUUUCUCACCCUUCUCUCCCUUGUCUCCCUUCCUCGCCCUUCACUCCCUUCCCUCCCUUCUCUCCCUGCCCUCCCUUCUCUCCCUGCCCUCCCUUCUCUCCCCCCCUUCUCUCCCUUCCCUCCCUUCUCUCCCUUCCCUCCCCUCUCUCCCUUCCCUCCCUUCCCUCCCUUCUCUCCCUUCCCUCCCUUCCCGCUCUUCUCACCACCUCUUUGAUAUGCCUUCCUGUCCCCCAUCCUUCCUUCCUUACGCACUCCUCCUGCCAUUCUCUCCUCUUGCAAUCCUCACUGCCAUCCCUCCUUUCCGCAUAUCCUGUAACCAAGCCCCCUUCGAUUCUCUUGUCGUCACCUCCCAAGCAACAGCGGCAUUGCCAUGGGAAAUUUCAACAUGCAUCUCCCACCUACCCCCACCUACUCCUAUCUCACCUCCCCUCCCCCUACCACCUACUCCUAUCUCACCUCCCCUCCCCCUACCACCUACUCCCAUCUCACCUCCCCUCUCCCCCCCUUACCACGGGAUUUCAGCCCACCACGCCUCCCCAUACCACCUACUCCCAUCAUUGCUCCCCUCCCCCUACCACAUACGACAUGCUCCCAUCUGACCUCCCCUUCCCCUACCCACCUACUCCCUUCUCCUCUCCCCUCCCCUUACCACCUCUCCUGGCCCUACCAGGCACUCCUUGCUCACCUCCCCUCCCCCUACCAGGGGCACUCUUCUCAUCUCCCCUCCCCUACCCCUUCUUUCCCCCUCCUCUACCAAGGGCGUUCUGCUCACACCCUGCCCCACACUCCUAUUCUCCCAUGUUUGGUCCCCCAGCAUUCCCUUGCUCGGUUUCUGUGCUUGUGUUGCAGUUGGGGAGCCUUCCCGACUGGACAUCCUACUAUCUGCCCCUCACAGGGCACAUAAGAGCCAGCAACCUGGGCAUGGAUAGGCAGCGAUGGCAAUGGGAAUGGCAGGGGAGCGUGGCAACGGCCACGAGUAAAGUUGCUUACAUCACCAGUUCUAUAGCAUGA